UUAAAAUUCAGAAAGCAUUACCUUGAAGUGAUUUAGAUGGUGGUUCUUAAUUAUUUUUUUGAAAUAGAAAAUUAUUUUAAUUUCUGAAGAUAAGCAUUUGGCCUGGCCACAUUUUUCUUGACAACUGAUGAAAUAGGAUGCGUGCCUGUGUAAUUUUUAUAGGUGCAGUAGCACCCUCAGGCUAUGACCUGUUUUUCCCUAUGGGUCACCAGAAUAUGACUUUAUUUAGAAAAUAAAAGAUAUGUUAUUGAGUUAAGUUAAUUUUAUCUCUUUGUAUCCUGUUUGCUAACAUGUUAGUACAGAGUAAUUAAGCGUAGUGGGCACCUAAAGGGCUCAGUGUUAACACAGUACCCGUCUUCUCAUGUAGUUGUAGUCCCUUUGUCUUUAUCAGUGCCCUGCUGCUCCGUAUGUUCUCAGUAAUUACAGUAACCUUGUCUUCUUAUUAUGUGCUAAUUAUUGCUUUAGUCUGGUAGUUUAACCCUAUUCGGAAGAUAAAAGCAUCUCGGAGGUUGAAGAGGACUUGAGCCUUGGCUAGCAUCUAAGUAUGACAGGAAUUUGUGCAGGAUGAACACACCUCGUCUAAAACUUCGAGAUCCAAAAUGCUUCAAAAUUGAAAUGUUUUGAGCACUGACUUAAUGUCACAAGUAGAGAUUUCCACACCUGACUGCGUCUGGACCAAAUGCAUGUGUACUAAAAUAUUGGAGACUGCUGUGCCUUCUGAAGCACUCCAGUCUUCACCUUCACCUUUGACAUUGUCUUCUGGCUUCCAGUGGAGACUCUUCAGCCUCCCAAGUACUGGGAUUACAGACAUGCACCACCAUGCCUGGCCCACUCAAGAAGUCUCCUGGGCUCCAAGGUGUCUGGGUCGAAGCCCGCCUGCUGCCUUAAGUCUGUGUUCAGAAGAGGAAGAGAGAUUGGUCUUCAGAGUCUGAGGAGGAGCUGCAGGAGGGCCUGCUGGGUCUCUUCUUAGAGGCCUUAGGCUAGCUCCCUGCUUGCUGCCUCCGCUGCCUGUCCAGAAGAAGCAGAAGGAUGCCUCACUUGAAGAUUCAGAAUCAGAGAGGGAACAGGAGGAGCGUCCCCAGGGGGUUCUGACUCAGCCCUGAAGGGCAAUCCCAGCCUCUCACCUCAGUCCUGUGGCCAGGAGUGGAAGAGGGAGUGGUCACCGAGGCUAAGGAGGAUGAGCAGGGGCGAAAGUCCCUGUGCUUGGACUCAGCCCCCAGGGAAGACAUCAGGCUCCCGCAAGAGGUGGGGGGAGUAUCUGUGCCUGUCGGGGAAGAAGCAGCAGGUACCAUCACCACGGCUAGGCCCGUGCCUUUAAUGCACACAAGUGUUGUGGAGAAGCCUUGUGGCCUCAAGAGGAAGAAGAGGAAGCACCUGUCCUCAGUGCUGCCUGAGCACCACGAGGCCUUCACCAAGCUGCUCGAGGACCCUGUCAUCCAGGGAUUCCUGGCCUGGGACAUAAACCUAAAGGCCUCUGACAAGAACUUCUUAGCCACAGUCAUUGCCCACUUCAGCUGGGCCGGCCUCUUCCCCUGGCAGUUCCAGAGGAUCCACUUCUUCCUGGCGCUCUACCCGGCCAACAACAUGGCGCAAGACAACCAGGAGCCUAAACUACACACGUUCUUCUUCCCCUAUGGGACGAAUUUCCACAAGAUCCCCCAGUUCCAGAAGGUGCACUCCCAGUUCACCCGCUGCAUGGACUGGAAGCUCAGGGUGACUGAGAGGAGUGUGAGGAGAUCAAGCUUACAACCAACCCUGUGCUCUGGGUGUGGGGCUGAGAUCGCACCCUCACCCCGGGACCCUGGAGCCCUGAGGACGUCGGCUUCGAAGAAGUGGCCGGGGAGCAAUGAAGCAGAGUCACCUCAGCUCACUCCCCAGAGCCAGAGAGCCCAUGGCGGAACCAUGGGGGACGAGUCUUCCUCUGGCACCAAGAUUCCUGUGAAUUAGAAGCUGGACAUCUGCUAUUUUUAUAGAGUUGGUUCUCCAUAGCCUUGAUAGCAAUUGGAGAUGCCCUGUAGAGUGUCAGGGAAUUAUUUAAAAUAUACCAGUAGAUCCAUAGGCACGUCAAAGAUUCCUUUUCUAUAUUGUAUAAACUGUAUUGGUUUAUUGUAAAAUUUGCCCAGAGAAAUAUUACUAUAUAUAUUUGAAGUGAGAUAUUAUGCAUACUUGUAUUCCUCUUAAAGUGUUUUGAUAGGUAUUUUAACCGGAAAAAAAAAAAAACUGGAUAAAAUGCUCUGUAGGCUCUGAUUGUAAAGUGUGUUUCAGACAAAGGACUUUCACAGUUAGACUUGGGUCGCCUCCCAGG
This is a messenger RNA of Heterocephalus glaber (naked mole-rat), 2305 nucleotides long. Lineage: Eukaryota; Metazoa; Chordata; Mammalia; Rodentia; Bathyergidae. The record is from RefSeq and is a predicted model, not a curated record.